AUGAUCAUCGGAGGAUCGCAGUACUGCAGCGAUACCAUCUCUGCCAUCAAAGCUUAUGAGCGCAAGGGUGAGAUAAGCGCAAAUUCGCUAACCUGGUCUGCGCCUAGCGACUUCCCGAAAGGAGUGAUCACUUUCGAUGAAGAAGAGGCCGGCGGGAUCGAUCAGCCCCACUGCGACCCGCUCGUGCUCGAUCUCGUGAUAAGAGAUCCCGAGGUCGCAAGAGUUCUCAUCUACACUGGUAGCACUGUCAAUGUCAUCGUACCAUCCCCCAAGCCGCUAACCGGUUUCGAGGGCAUGACAUCUAUGACUCUCAGAUCGAUCAAACCACCCGUUGCGGCGAAAGAAGUAACGAAGAUCGUCGAUUUCACAAUCGUUGACCAACCGACCAUCUACAGCGUCAUCAUGGGCACACUUUGGCUGAACGCCAUGAAAGCAGUCCCGUUGACUUAUCACUUAGGCCUCAAAUUCGCGACUCAUAACGGAAUUUCCGCAAUUUGGGGAUCCCAGACACAGUCGAGACGCUGCUUCCUGGCCGAACACAAACUACGGAAAAUCACGACCAUCUUGAUGGUGAAACCCAAGCGGGCAAAGCUAACUCAAACGACUACUGAAAACGCUUCAAAAGAAGACGACCCAGAAUCGUCAACUCAUGCAACAGCCAAAGAACAACCAGUUUCAAAGCCUAACGCUUCUACCGAACUGGAGGAAACAAACCCGGUAAAGGUCGUCGAUCCGGCAACUAACGCGAUUGACGCAAUAGACGAGUAA
Messenger RNA from Brassica oleracea var. oleracea, 768 nucleotides. RefSeq lists its product as uncharacterized. Lineage: Eukaryota; Viridiplantae; Streptophyta; Magnoliopsida; Brassicales; Brassicaceae. The record is from RefSeq and is a predicted model, not a curated record. Bases 1 to 768 code for a protein of 255 amino acids. The transcript has a single exon.